Colletotrichum acutatum is the source of this 1010-nucleotide messenger RNA. RefSeq names its product Snf7 family. Gene Ontology annotation, cellular component: multivesicular body. The transcript has a single exon. Bases 192 to 827 code for a protein of 211 amino acids. Gene Ontology annotation, biological process: vesicle budding from membrane; late endosome to vacuole transport via multivesicular body sorting pathway. The record is from RefSeq and is a predicted model, not a curated record. Lineage: Eukaryota; Fungi; Ascomycota; Sordariomycetes; Glomerellales; Glomerellaceae.
GGUCCUAUCGAUAACCGUCACCCAGCUUCAUCACCACGCAACGUCAUCCAGGCAACGACACAAACGCCAACCAAACCCCAAACAUCCUCACAACCUCCUCACCAGGUCCACCACACCUGCUCUUCAACACCCCAAGAGACAUACAUACCCUCCCUCACGAACCUCAGCGACAACACAAAACACCCGCAACCAUGAACCGCCUCUUCGGCGCAGCGCCCAAGGGCCCAAAACCAACCCUAAACAGCGCAAUUACAAACAUCGACGACCGCAUCUCCUCAAUCGACGUAAAACUCUCCGCCCUCACCGCAGAACUGAACACCUACCAACAAAAACUCUCCAAAAUGCGCGACGGCCCGGGAAAAAACGCAAUCAAGCAAAAGGCCCUCAAAGUCCUCCAGCGCCGCAAAAUGUACGAGUCCCAGCGCGACCAGCUCCAGUCCCAGGUCUGGAACAUGGAGCAGGCGCAGACGAUGCAGGAUAACCUCAAAAAUACCAUGGCUACCGUCGACGCGCUCAAGACUACAAACAAGGAAUUGAAGAAGCAGUAUGGGAAAGUGGAUAUCGACAAGAUUGAGAGGUUGCAGGAUGAGAUGGCGGAUUUGAUGGAUAUUGGGAAUGAUAUCCAGGAGAGUUUGGCGAGGUCAUAUGAUGUGCCUGAAGAUGUGGACGAGGCGGAGUUGGAUGCCGAGUUGGAGGCGCUGGGAAUGGAGGCUGAGCUGGAGCCCGAGAUGGGCGCCAUGCCGAGUUUCUUGCAGGAGGAGUUGCCCGAGUUUGUGGACGAGGAGCCGGCCAAGGAAGGUGCCAAGCUCAAGGAGGCUGCUGGCUAAGGUGCGCGUAGAGUGUCGUACAGGAAAGGAAAGGAAAGGAGAUCAGGACUAGAUGAGAGAGCGACGGCGAGCUUUUGGAGAGUUUCGGAUUGUUCUCGGCGUAAUGGCAUACCUCAUAUCCACUUCGUUACAAGCAUCAGGCACAGUGGUUAUUCAUGUUCACAACUCGAAUUGACUUCUUAU